AUGGCCAUAUGGAAAACCUCUAAGAAAGAUGGUGGAAGCCUUUCUCAACGAUUACGACGCCAGACGAAUUCAACAUUUAACGAAAUUGCCUUCCAUCGACUCCGUACACGUCCAUACUCUACAGCCCACUCGCAGCAAAAUCCUGGCCCAAGUGAACGACACGAGAACAACUCCCAUGAACCCUCUUAUGAUGACAACCCAGAUGAUUGGCAAGAUAACAAUGAUCAUUCAGAUGACUCCGUGGAUGAUGAACACAUCAACUGGAUAACUCUGCCUCCCGAGGAUGAAAGUGAACAGAUCAAUGGAGAAAUCGAAUCGGCUCGGGAGCGUUAUCGAAUACUAGCGAAAGACUACAACUGGAUUGCCUUGAUCAAACAGAUGCAUCCCCAGUACAUCAUUCUGCAACUCCACACAAAGAACUGGGCUGCUUCUAACGCUUACCAAACAUUCAACGCUCAAUGUGGCAAAAACGCACCAAGACAGACUUUUGUCAUUGUCAGCUUGAUGCGGUUCGGCUCUUGA
This is a messenger RNA of Puccinia graminis f. sp. tritici CRL 75-36-700-3, 522 nucleotides long. RefSeq lists its product as uncharacterized. The transcript has 2 exons. The record is from RefSeq and is a predicted model, not a curated record. NCBI's taxonomy places the organism in Eukaryota, Fungi, Basidiomycota, Pucciniomycetes, Pucciniales, Pucciniaceae. The coding region runs from base 1 to 522 and encodes 173 amino acids.